AUGGCACACUCUUCCGAGGCUGAGCCACCGCAGCUCCCUUCUCAAGAUGAGAAGGAGAAUGUCACCAACCAGCAGGUUGAGGACGCAAAAAUAUCGACAGAUAAUGAGCUGGUGGUGACCCAAGAGGGAUCUGAAACAAUAACCGCCAAGACAUGGAUUGUCAUUUUUUUCUUGUCGGCGACUUUCGGGCUCAGCUUUUGGCCAGUACCAACUACGGCAGCGAUGCAGGCAAAGAUAGCCACUCGGUUUGGAGAUCCGUUGUCAUACGUUUGGUAUGUUCCGGCUUACACAACAGCAAACUCGAUCGCCUUCAUCCUCGCCGGCACAAACAGCGAUCUUUUCGGUCGUAGAAUAGUGCUUCUUCUGGGGAAUUCCAUAUGCAGCGUGGGAUUCAUCAUCAUUGCCACCGCCCAUUCGUCAACACAGUUCACUGCCGGCCUCGGAAUCACAGGAUUCGGCGCAGGCUUCUGUCAGAUGGCUAUGUGUUCGAUACCCGAAUUGAUGCCAAACAAGUACCGACAUAUUGGAAUCACCAUUUCAGAUGGCUUUGUCUAUUUGAUUGUCGUGAUUGGCCCAAUCGUGGGGAGAUACGCCAUCGACGAAGGCAACCGAGAUUGGCAAUUCAUCUACUGGGCUGGCUUCAUUCUUCAAUUUGCUACACUUGGCUGUAUCUAUUGGCUAUACCAGCCCCCGAAGCACCCAAGGGGCGUCCCAUGGGAAGAAGCCAUCCGUGGCCUGGACUAUGUAGGAUCACUGCUCAUUGUGCCAGGGAUCUGCCUCACACUAGUUGGCAUCAUCAAUACUACUUACAAGUCAAGCCGGGACGUUACCGUGCUUGCUCCCUUGUGCACAGGUUUUGGGCUACUUGUUCUAUUUGGUCUAUGGGAAACAUUUGGAAACGCCCGCUAUCCAUUAUGUCCUCCGGAGAUCUUCAGGUCCCAUAAUGGGCGAGAAUUCACAGCUCCAUUUAUAUUGGCUUUUCUCGUUACCAUGUUCUACUAUGGCAUCAACAUCAUCUGGCCUACAAUGGUAAAUGCAUUCUACAUCAACGAAAACACCUCACGGAGUGAAGAGCUGCUUCUCACACUCCCUAAUAACCUCGGUCUUGUCUUUGGAGCUGUUCUGCUUACCUGUUUCGGAAACCUAAUCGGACACUGGAAAUGGACUCUUUGCAUUUCCUGGACUGGCCUGUCGAUUUUUGGCGGGUUGCUCGCGCUCGUCACGCCGUAUAACAAGGGCACCAUGAUUGCUUUUGCAUUCCUGGAGCAAAUGUUCUUCGGAUGGGCACAGUAUGAAAGUAUUGCAUUCACCCAGCUGGGGGUGAAGCAAGUUGACCUGGGCAUCUCGGGGGGGCUAGGCGGAGUUGCGAGAUAUGCAGGAGGAUCUCUUGCACAGGCGAUAUAUACGACAAUUUUGACCAAUACGCAGAAUACCAGGGCGAUGCAGACGGUCCCGGCAGCGGCAGAGGCUCUGGGCCUGGGACAAGCCGAGGCACAGCAGCUUUUCCAAGCCAUCUCGACCGGCGCUUCGAGUACCAUCAUGGAUAUUCCCGGAAUUACCGAUGAAAUUGUGGUGGCGGCCAGCACAGCGUAUAAGUGGGCUGUAGCCCACGGACUCAAGAUCACCUCGCUCGCUUCCUUGGCGUUUGCUGGUCUUGGCCUGAUUUGCUGCCUGCUGUGUGAGAACAUCGAUGCAAAGAUGAACGACAAGACGGAGGUCUUUCUAGAGAACGAUGUCAACAGGGAGAAGAAUGUGUACCAUUGA
Messenger RNA from Clonostachys byssicola, 1764 nucleotides. NCBI's taxonomy places the organism in Eukaryota, Fungi, Ascomycota, Sordariomycetes, Hypocreales, Bionectriaceae. The record is from the annotation of a GenBank genome assembly.